AUGAAUGCACUAGCACUGAUUGCUCAAGGCAUUGUGCCGAAGCAUCAUGUCGAGAUUUGUUCGGCAACGACGGCAAUCCAGGCACAAACAUUGCUGCGUGAUAGCUACAAUCGCACGACCAAGCACAAUCAAGUGAUGAUUACCUUUCGCCUUCAUAAUUCUACGAUGGAUGAAGGCUUGACGGUGACCGAGAGUCUGGAAAAUCUCGAUGAAUUCAUCGUUGGUCUUUUGUCUCUGGUUCAGCCGGUUGAAGAGAAGUGGAGCUCGUGA
Messenger RNA from Peronospora matthiolae, 270 nucleotides. The record is from the annotation of a GenBank genome assembly. NCBI's taxonomy places the organism in Eukaryota, Oomycota, Peronosporomycetes, Peronosporales, Peronosporaceae.